AUGUUACUUGAUUGUAAGGAAGCAUGGGAUGUCAUAAUGGAAGAAUGGGAGAACAUCAUGGAUUGUGAAGAUGAAUCUAUGUUUGGGGACUGUGUGAAUCACUUUGAAUACACUUGUCGUUCAUGCCCUUUAUUAUUUGAAUAUGUGAAUAAUACUUGGAUUAUUCCAUACAAUACUUACUUUGUGAAGGCAUGGACAAACAAAGUUAUGCAUUUAGGGAAUACAACAACGAAUAGGGUUGAGUCUACUCAUUGGAACUUAAAGAAAGUAUUGGGAAACAGUAUGGGAGAUCUUUGUUCUUGUUGGGAUGCCAUUCAUAAUGUAAUAGUGUUGCAACAUAAUAAGAUCAAAGUGUCGUUCGAAAUUAGUCUGAAUCUUAUGAGUGAAGCUUAUAAAGGCAUAAAAUACAAAAAACUUGUUGGACGUGUAUCCAGAUAUGCUUUAGGACUAAUAACUAAAGAAUUAGAACGAGCAAAUCUUAUAGGUCUCGAUACGGGAAGAUGUGGAUGCAUACUUAGACGGACGUACGGUGUCCCCUAUGCUUGUGAAUUAGCACGUUAUGCCCCUGGUAUGAUUCCCUUGGGUGAAUUUCAUGUGAUGUGGACAAGAUUGUCUAUUUCAGAUAUUGUAUCGAAUGAAUCACAGCCAGAGUUAUCCAUACAACAUGAGCUGACUAUGGUUGAAGAAAAAUUUAAGGAGGUUGAGAUUAGAGGUAAAGUGACAAUUAAACAAAAGUUACUUGACAUUGUUUGUCCUGCAAUGACAUCUAUGAUACCUCCAUUGCAUAAAGUUAAGACGAAGGGUGCACAAAAGAAAAAACUUCAGAGAACAGAGGUCUACAAAGCGUGA
Molecule: messenger RNA, 849 nt
Organism: Vigna angularis (adzuki bean)
Lineage: Eukaryota; Viridiplantae; Streptophyta; Magnoliopsida; Fabales; Fabaceae
Exons: 2
Coding region: 1-849 (282 amino acids)
Source: RefSeq, a predicted model, not a curated record